Molecule: messenger RNA, 339 nt
Organism: Macrosiphum euphorbiae (potato aphid)
Lineage: Eukaryota; Metazoa; Arthropoda; Insecta; Hemiptera; Aphididae
Source: the annotation of a GenBank genome assembly
AUGGCUGUGGUAAGGCUGAGAGACAGAGAAGCAAUCGAACUUGGAAGAAUUUUAAGACUAACAGUGGGCCUGGUACGGUGCCGAGUUAAACUUACCCAACAAAUAGUAAGGUGCUUUAGAUGUCACGAUUUUGGACACAUCAGGGAGAAGUGUUCAGGAGCGGACCGCUCUAACCUCUGCAUGACAUGUGGGAACGGCGACCAUGAGGCGAAGAGCUGCAGCAGCCCACCCAGAUGCGUUCUCUGCAAGGACAACGGUCACGAUGGUUCAUACUAUCCUGGCAGCGGGAGAUGUAAAGCAGCACAAGAGGCUAGAACUGGGCGACGGACUGCAACCUGA